AACAAUACUGGAUUCUCGGCGGGAGGGCUCCUGUCAAGUCUCACAUUCUGCGGUGUGUCACGUGUGCUCGGCAGAGGGGGAUCCGUGCUCAUCAAUUGAUGGGCCAACUACCUCUCUCUCGGGUUACGCAGGCACGACCGUUCACUCAUACAGGUGUGGACUACGCAGGGCCACUCACCGUCGAAACGUGGAAGGGAAGAGGUGCCAAAACCUGUAAAGGCUGAAUCUGCGUUUUCGUCUGCUUCGCAACCUCAGCAGUACACCUCGGGGCGGUUAGUGAUUACUCAUCCGAGGGAUUCAUUGCCGCCUAUCGACGCUUCUCAUCCAGACGCGGCAUCGCUCACACCUUACACCCAGACUGCGGCACCAAUUUUAUCGGCGCGGACACAGCUCUCAAAAGGCUAUUUACCCAGAGCACUCAAGAACAUCAGCGAGUUUCUCACCAGCUCUCGCAAGAUAACACCCGAUGGGAAUUUAAUCCCCCAGCGACACCUCACAUGGGAGGAAAAUGGGAGGCCGUCGUAAAAUCCAUAAAGUAUCAUCUACGGCGCACCAUUGGAGAAAGCGUGCUCACCUUUGAGGAGCUCACCACAUUGCUCACUCAAAUUGAGGCAAUCCUCAACUCGCGACCUCUCGAACCAUUGAGUGACGACGCAGACGACAUCUCAGCACUCACGCCAGGUCACUUCCUCGUAGGAAGUCCGCUCACCACCAUACCAGAGCCAUCACUCACCGACCUGGCAAUCUCAAGACUCUCACGAUGGCAGCUCAUCCAGAAAAAGGCACAACAUUUUUGGACACACUGGGCAGCGCACUACCUACAACGACAACAGGCCAUCUCAAAGUGGCACCACAAGAACAACGAGAUCAAGAUCGGAUCAUUGGUGCUCAUCACUGACGAGCGGCUACCGCCAUGCAAAUGGCCGUUAGCCCGGAUCACGGCCCUACAUCCUGGGAAGGAUGGUCUCGUCCGGGUGGUGACCCUGAGAAGACAGCCACUACCACUCUCAUCCGACCAGUGA
Molecule: messenger RNA, 1022 nt
Organism: Vollenhovia emeryi
Lineage: Eukaryota; Metazoa; Arthropoda; Insecta; Hymenoptera; Formicidae
Exons: 1
Coding region: 498-1022 (174 amino acids)
Molecular function (GO): nucleic acid binding
Source: RefSeq, a predicted model, not a curated record